This is a messenger RNA of Impatiens glandulifera, 1758 nucleotides long. RefSeq lists its product as uncharacterized. NCBI's taxonomy places the organism in Eukaryota, Viridiplantae, Streptophyta, Magnoliopsida, Ericales, Balsaminaceae. The record is from RefSeq and is a predicted model, not a curated record. The transcript is spliced from 2 exons. Bases 1 to 1758 code for a protein of 585 amino acids. Gene Ontology annotation, molecular function: zinc ion binding.
AUGGAGGGGCCAUACUUGAAAGUGAAUAACAUAAGGAAUCAAAUACUGGCAAUGUAUAAAUAUCAUGUUAGCUACAAGAAGGCUUGGUUGGCAAAACAAAAGGCAAUAUCGGAGGUGUAUGGUGAUUGGACGAUCUCUUAUUCUAAACUUCCUAAAUUUUUAAGUGCUUUGAUGCAUUUUAAUCCAGGCACGAGUGUUUCGAUUGAAGCUGUGGUCGAUGUUACAAAACUCCACACGUCGGUGUUUAAGCGUGCAUGGUGGGCAUUCAAACCGAUAGCUGAUGGGUGGCAACAUGCUCGGCCAGUUAUCAGUAUAGAUGGUACAUUCUUGAAAGGAAGAUAUAACGGGAAAUUAUUAAUUGCAAUGGGAUUUGAUUCUAAUAACCAUCAAUACCCACUUGCUUAUGCUAUAGUCAAUGAAGAAACAACAGCCAACUGGUCAUGGUUUCUACGUCGCCUUCGUAGAUUUAUAUGUCGAAGUAGAACGGGAGUGUGCAUAAUUUCAGACCGUCAUGCUGGAAUCAUUGAAGCAAUGAAGAAAGAACAAAAUGGCUUCACUAGAGACAUGGGUAUACAUCGUUUUUGUCUCUACCAUGUCCGUAGUAAUUUUAGUUCAGCUUAUCCUGGAUCACAUUUGAAGAUGUUAUGUUGGGUGGCCGGAAAUAAUAGUCAAGUGAGAAAAUUCGAAGAUGCGAUGAGACAAAUCAAAGAGCUUAAUCCCGAUGCUGAAAAAUGGUUACGAAAUAUUCCAUUAGAGAUGUGGACUAUGUCUCACGAUGGAGGAUAUCGUUACGGUCAAGCAACAACAAAUAUGGUCGAAAGUUUCAAUGGUAUCUUAAGGUCUGCUCGUUUUCUUCCGAUCACGUCAAUGGUGGAAUAUAUAUAUUAUCGCUCUGUAAAACUUGUUGCAGAAAGGCGUACUCAAACUUUGAAUGAUCUUCAAAAUGGGUAUACUUAUUGCAAUAUGUCAAGAAAAUUAUUUGAAAAUAUCGAAAGCAAGGCAUCAGCACACACAGUUAUUCCAUACAAUGAGCAAACUGGAAUCUUUGAGGUGACUAUUGCACGUUACAGAACUAAUAAUGGUUUUUGGAAAGGUGGCAACAAACAUAUCAUUGACCUAUGUAAAGGUUUUUGUUCUUGUGGAAAAUGGUGUCGUUAUCACUCUCCAUGUUCACAUAUAGUUGUUGGUUGUAUAGUGUGCAAUCUCGAUUGGGUUAAAUACAUCGAUACAUAUCACAAUCUAACAACACUUUCUGAGAUGUGGCAGUAUGAUUUUCACCCCAUACCUAAUGAAUCAUAUUGGACGUUCCCAAUAGCACAUGAUUGGGAGAAAUAUGGUAAUCUUGUUCCCAAUGAAAAUUUGAGAAAGAAGAAAAACCAACGAGGUCAAAGCCAGCGUAUUCGAACCGAAAUGGAUAACCCACGAAGAACCAUCAUUUGUGGGAGAUGUGGCCAAAAAGCUAUCCUAUCUAGAAUAGUGGGAGAUGGGUCCUUUGUUUCCGAAAGUACCCUUGAACCCCUCCUUGAAUGUAUUGACUAUCUCGUCAAAUAUAAACCUUCAUCGUAUAACCCAACAUGGUCGCCCAGUGGAUCGUGUUACUCGCUGAAAUUGCUAGAAUGGAAAAAGAAAGCUGUUGAGGAGGAGGAGAAGAAGGUCAUGGCUCGGAAAAUUGAAGAAUUGAGACGGGUUGUUGAUGAUCAAACAGAAGAGACUAAUGAUUUGAAAUUGAAGCUUGAUGAGAUGGGAAAAGUUGGUUGA